AUGUACGAUGUUGCGCUCACGACUACUGACGGCUGUGGCCCAUCUACGACUCCAUCACACGCUCCAGCGAGUGCCCUCGACAAGGCCCACAGGGCACUACUCGCCAACACCAGCCACCACUGGCACAAGUACAGCAAGCCAGAAGUGCAAUUGGAGCCGUCAGUCCGCAACUGGUUGGUGAUGGUCCAGAACCAUCGCCACCACAAGCGCUUGCCUGCGGUUCCCAGGCCCAGCAUGCCCACUCCUUUCAAGCCAGACCGUUUGCUCGAGCCUGUGGUGUUCCAUCAGUUGCUGGCCUUGACCUACAUGGCAAACUGGCCUUCGUACCCCGAAGAGUACGUGCAAGCUCGAUGCCACGAACUGGCCAGCUACUUGGCUUCCAUGGCUAAACGGCUCGGAAAACCGCCUCCAGACGUCGAUGUGACCCCAUUCUUCUUGGAAACAUUGACCGAGGCGGCAGGAAUACCACAAUCAGCAAUCAAUAGCACUGAAAACGACCCCAAGUACAUCUCCAUAAGUACCCACACGAACUCCGUGCUCCACCAGUCGCUCCAGACGUUCAAAGCGAUCUCCAAGUCGCGAUUCAACAGCAGAUACUCCGUGGACACCGACCUUGUGGCCUGGAUUCUCUCGCUCGCUUCUCCUACAGUCACCACCAGCUGUGAAAAAUUACGGAACCUAACCAACAUCCCCCCAUUUGUGCUCAGUGACAUUCUCCUACGGACCCCAAUGUCUCUAAACGAACUUGAGUUGCAGCACGAUAUCUGGAACCAGUUCAAAAAGCCCAUCAUCACAGCAUACGUAGACAAACCCACGUUCUUAAAGUCCAUCAUCAACAAUAUGAUCUUCUACACCAUCACACAGAGCCCGAGCACCUUGCCCCAUUUCAUUCGAGACACAUUUGAGUUUUUAAACAGCAAGGAAUCCGGGUGCAGCAUCAGCUUGCUUGGAGUGGACUACUUGAACGAGCUCGUUUGGGAUGUGGCAUCGACAGCAUUAAUUAAGGUGAACGUGCCGUCCUCCACCAUGAAGUACAUCAUUAGGUCCCAGGAAGUGUUGGUGGCCUGUAUGAACAGAGGAGACAAAGCCAAGGCGAAAACUUACCAGCAAUUAACCUUGAAGUCCCACAUGGGAAUUGCAUUGGCCAUCAAUACCAUGUCUAACGUCAAGGCUGCCCAAUUAAUGACGGUGGCGGAGAAGCGUUUUUUCACUGGAGAAAAGUCGGUUCCCAACAAAGAUAUGUUGGCCUACAACAUCACCAAGGUGUAUCUCUCCAAAGAGCCAGAGGAGUUGGUGGAAAACUUCAACAGCUAUGCGGUAGACUACUCCCAUUCCACGGCCCUUUGGUUGAGUUUCAUCAAGCGGCUCCAGCAAAUGGGGUUGUUGACCGAGAACAGAUCCAUCAAGAUCUUGAAUGAGCUCACCAAAAUCAAGCACAAGGUCAUUGUCAGCAAGGACAUAGUUUCUCUCUUAAUCAAACCCAUCAGAGGUCUAAACGGCUUGCAUGCAUUCAUCAGUGCAUUAAGAGACAUCGACAAGGACAUCUUGAAGGCUCACGCCAGUACUAUUUUGCCCAAGUACAUGACAAUGUUGUACCGGAAUUAUGGGGCACGUAAUAUAACACAGAACUACUACCCCUGGGACCCCCAACCUUCUAAGCAGGCACUUGGAAAGUUCAAAGGGUUCGAUUCUGUGGAAGAUUAUGCCAGGUACCUCUACAACCAUUGUAUCAGGAACAAAUCGCCACGAGUAAUAGGAGCAAUGCUUCAGGGUGAGGCGAUGUCCAAACCAGAGUCGGUUUAUGAUCUCUACCAGAAAGAGUUGAUAAACAAAGGAUUGGUCCCGGACAAGACUUGUUUGACAGCAUUGAUCCGAGCGUCCAUGAAACCGUCUAAGACCGACUCGUGCAUCUUGUGGGGCAACUUUUAUGCCCCUCAGGUGGCUAUCCAUGAGUUUGCCAUCCAUGUGAAGCAAGACAGUAACGACUCCACCUCAAGCAUAGUUCCCGACGACACUUUAUGGCAACAGUACAUUCGGAUGCUCAGCAAGUAUUCCUAUUCGUUUGAGCUUUCUGAGAUCAUCCAAUGGUGGGAGAAGCUUGGUUUCCGCCCCAAGCACACCACAUUAAUGCUAUUGUUAGGGGCAUUGCCUCUGGAUCACAGCAACAGGCAUAUUCGCCACGUCCACAAGGUGAGGAGCGACAACGAGCGCAUGGGCAUCGAGGCCAAGGACAAGGAGUGGAACUGGCCAACGGUGGAGGAACUAGAGAAGUACAAGGCUAGUCAGUGA
Messenger RNA from Suhomyces tanzawaensis NRRL Y-17324, 2289 nucleotides. RefSeq lists its product as uncharacterized. The coding region runs from base 1 to 2289 and encodes 762 amino acids. The transcript has 2 exons. The record is from RefSeq and is a predicted model, not a curated record. Lineage: Eukaryota; Fungi; Ascomycota; Pichiomycetes; Serinales; Debaryomycetaceae.